Messenger RNA from Somion occarium, 6626 nucleotides. The record is from the annotation of a GenBank genome assembly. NCBI's taxonomy places the organism in Eukaryota, Fungi, Basidiomycota, Agaricomycetes, Polyporales, Cerrenaceae.
CUUUGGUAUGAUACGCCAACGGUCUGCCGCCAUAACUCCGUGACACGCUCCUUCACUUUGAAUCUGUCUUCCACUUUGUAUCGGCCUCUGGACACUCUCAUUUACGCCGGCCUAUUUCUUUAACACCAGUUUUACUGGGUGUAUGGACGGUCACCACCAUUCUCACUCCGGAGGCUCUAAUUCAUCUGCUAUCGACCUGACGAGAACGCCUUCUGGAAUUGCAAGCUCUGGUCCUUCCUCGCCAUCUUUGAACGCUUCAGAGAGUAGGAGUAGCUUCGCGCGUAGGCGAACAAGUUGGGGGAAGGUGGAUAGUGAUAGUGUACAGGAUCCAUUGCGUUUCGAUCUGGAGUCAACGGGUAUUGUGGACCCACGAACAAGUACCCCACGUCAGGAACGCUCUGGCUGGACCUUGAGCGAGGAUCCUUUUGCUUCGCCAGUUGACGAUGACUUGCACUUUUCGUAUCGCACGAAUACACGCGCUGCAUCGUAUACUUCACAACCAGGGCCAUCCUCUGCUUCACUCAUUGGCUCCGCCUAUGCUGGCGCCGACUCGGAUUCUCAACGCGAAGACGACGAAGCGCACUUGACGAGCAAUAUGUCUCGUACGGGAAGCAGUGGUGUAUGGGGGCAGAGAGAUGAGAUAGACCCCGAACGAUCUGCCACGACUUCAAGAAGUGGGAAAAUGACGGGACGGUAUAGUACUUCACCGUCACCUCUGAAGAAGACAGGUACACGACUUAUGGCUGUCUCUCGCUCUAUUCGACGAGCGUCACUGCGUGUGGUCAACCUUGCUGGUGCUGGUCUAGAGGACCAUGUGAGGCUGGAUGACCAGGACGAACAAAAGUCGCCACAAGACGAAGACGAAGAUACCAGGCCAGAGGAAACACUUCCUGAUUUGGCAUCAACCUUGCCUAUACGUGGUCGUACCCUGGGCUUUCUUGGGCCGACGAGUAAAGUCCGGCUUGCAAUGUAUCGUUUGCUCGUAUACCACUGGACCGAGCCAUGUAUUUUGCUUUUGAUUAUUCUCAAUGCUGUAAUUUUAACCAUUCAAGCCGCCUUUUCCCUUGCCCUCCCUGAGGAUGGCUCUGGCAGUCCGCCUCAGAUUACGGGCUAUUUCCAUAGUUGGGAGGAUUAUGCUUUGUUCACUCUUUUUAUAUUGUUCACCUUGGAAGCCUUCGCUCGAAUAGCCGUGACAGGUUUUCUCUUGGAUCCAGAAAUUCCAGUCUCGUCUAUCUUCACUUCUCUAUUUUCUGAGCCGGAAGUCCCGAUACCCGCAUCCUCAUCAGUAGACCCAAACGGGUCACUUGCUCGACAUGGUUCCUUGACACGUUCUGCUUCUACUCGUGGAUUGACUUUGAAGGGUCUGACGAUACACGAACGCUUUCAACGGUUCCGGUACAACAUCACGCGACCCUUCGCACUACGGCAAAAUACUUCAUCUAUGCCUCCCCUUGAACACCCGUCUACGCCAGCCACCGGUAAGAGCACCAGGCGGCGUUCAGACACGGCACAAUCCAGGACACCUAUGAUGGAAAAGAUGGAACAGGCACAUUCUCAUGCACGGAAUCCUUCACACCCUACAUUCCUGAAGACGGCAUUCAAAAGUGAUAAUGACGAUGUAUUGUCCCUGCCAUUUCGCUUGAGCAUUCAGCGUUCUCAUAUGGGCACGGAGCGCAAUCUGCCAUACUUGCGACAAAGCUGGAACAGAAUAGAUUUCAUAGCCGUCUUGAGCUUCUGGGUAACAUUCGCUUUGUCCAUGGCUGGGGUCGAAAGAGGGAAAUAUCAUAUCGGUAUCUUUCGCGCCUUGAGCGUCUUGCGUACUUCCCGACUCUUGGCUAUCACUUCGGGUACCACGACAAUCAUGCAAUCUUUGAAGACUGCGAGACCGUUGUUGGCCAGUGUCGCGUACUUCGUGCUGUUCGCAAUGAUACUCUUCUCUAUCAUCGGGAUACAAUCUUUCAAAGGGUCAUUCCGGCGGUCUUGUCAUCUGCUACCUACAUUGGGUGAAGAUGAGAUCCAAUUGGAAGGUCAGGCUUGCGGCGCAUAUAUAGACUCUGACACGUUCAACGUCACCGGAUACGUCAUGCGAGAUGGUUCCAAUGCAUCGCCGAAGGGUUUUGUUUGCCCUCUGGGACAGAUCUGUAGAGAAGAUGAUGAGAACCCAAAUUCGGACCUCGAAAGCUUUGACACCAUUUAUUAUGCGGCAUUGCAGGUGUUCAUCGCUUCAUCUGCUAACGGGUGGACACCGGUGAUGUACCAAAUGAUGGAUUCUGAGUUUUAUAUCUCUGCGCUAUUCUUCAUCGUCUGCGUCGUCGUGCUGAACUUCUGGCUCAUCAAUCUCUUCGUCGCGGUCAUUACGAACACGUUUUCCGCCAUUCGUAAGGAUACAAAGAAAAGUGCCUUCGGCGCUGCUCCAUUGGCUCCAUCCUUGGACGAGAACGAUGAAGGCUGGGCAAUCAUUGAUGGAAGGCGCGUCUCCAAAAGCAACAGGGUCAAAGAGAUCUAUGAGAAUAUUCGUUGGUGUUGGGUCGCUCUCGCUUUGGCAUCUCUUGUCCUACAAGCCACCCGCACAGUCGAUAUUGGACCUAUGCAUCAGGAAAUCAUUGAUAAAGGCGAACUUGUGCUAACGAUUGUCUUCGACAUCGAGAUUUUCGUACGCGUCUUGGCUCAUCUGCCGGAUUGGCGCAGCUUCUUUUACUGGGGUCAGAACUGGCUGGACCUUGUUCUUGCUAUCGGAUCUACCGUUAUUCAGAUUCCGGUGAUCCACAAUUCUCCUGCUUACCCCUGGUUGACUAUCUUUCAAUUGACGCGGUUCUACCGAGUCAUAUUGGAGAUUCCGAGGAUGAAACCCCUUCUGCUUGCGGUCUUCGGCAACAUGUAUGGUCUAGCUAACAUGUCUUUGUUCCUUAUCUUGAUCAACUUCCUCACUGCUCUGGUUGCUGUUCAACUUCUUCGAGGCGAUGUUCCACGUGGAGAGUUCAUCGACUGGGGAGAUAUCUUCAAUGCCUUCCUUGCUAUCUACCAAGUCUUCUCAUCUGAGAAUUGGACGGAUGUUCUUUACGGCGCCGCAGAGCCUCAAGUUCCGCUGAGACAAUCGGCUAUCGUUGUAUUGUUCAUCUCUGGCUGGAUGUUCUUCGCGAACUUCAUCGUGUUACAAAUGUUCAUUGCCGUCAUUAAUGAGAACUUCGACGUUGCGGAGGAAUCGAAGCGCAGUCGUCAGGCCUCUCAUUACUGGGCAUCUCAUCGACCGCAGAAAGCUCGAGCAGCAUGGGUGCGACGAUUGAAUCCUUAUCGAUGGUUUCAAGCAAAACCCAAAGCGAUCGCUGUUGAGCAGCUACCCUCAAAUCUUGUGCUUCCAAUGCAAAAGUCAUUGAUUCAGGACAGCUCGUUGCCACGCCGGGAUCGUUCACGAAUAUCUGGAAAGCCGGGGGGUGGUCGACAUAUUCCUAGCAAAUCCCUGAACAUGCUGCAGCAGUUGUUCACUGGUGAGAAUGGUACUACGGAUGUUCCUUUGGCGACGAUCCGGACAAACCGACGGGAUUCUGUUGUUCCACACGAUGCCGUUGACGAGGAGACCGAGCGACAUCUCGAAGUUCUGGCUGCAUUGACCUCGGAGACAGCUGCGGUCGAAGAUAUGAACGACAUCCUGAAUGAACGUCGCGCUCAGAAAGCGGACUUCAUACGCGAGCAUCCGACUUACGAUAAAACCUUUUGGAUCUUUUCGCAGAAAAACCCAUUACGACAUCUUUGCCAGAAAAUGGUGGCUCCAGCAAGCGGGGAAAGGAUAUUCGGCUCCCCUCCAUCUCCAAUCGCUCAUCCGAUCUUCCAGCUCAUCCUCUUACUCACUGUCAUCGGUGGUAUCGUUGUCGAGAGCUUUGCCACUCCUUUGUACAGGCACAAUUUCUAUCUAGAGCACGGCCGUAUUCGAGGUUCCUGGUUCGAUAUCGCUGAAGCAUCUUUUGGACUGAUGCUCCUUGUGGAGUUCAUCAUCAAGAUUAUUGCUGACGGCCUCUUCUUCACUCCCAAUGCAUACAUUCGCAGUAUCUGGAAUAUCCUUGAUCUCUUCAUCUUGGUCGGCAUCCUCAUCAAUGUCACGACGGGUCUUGUCUUUGUUGGAGGUCUCAGUCGCUUGACUAGGUCCCUGAAGGCAUUACGAGCUCUGCGGUUGAUCACGCUCAUUGAGAAGAUGCGAUCCACCUUCGAAUCGCUUAUCAUAUCUGGUGCUGCUCGAAUACUGGACGCUGCGCUCCUCGCUAUCUUGUACAUGAUUCCCUACGCCGUCUGGGGUCUCAACAUCUUCGCUGGUCUCAUGAAUGAAUGUAAUGAUUCGGACGUCGAGAAUAUUGCAGGAUGCACAAACGAGUACACCAACACUGUCGUAGGCGAUUCCUUCGGUUUCCUGGUACCGAGAGUGUGGGAUAACCCCCAACCGUCGACAAUUUUCUCAUUUGAUUCUUUCCGUUCAUCCUUACUCAUUCUCUUUGAGAUUGUGUCACUGGAGGGAUGGAUCGAUGUGAUGGCUAUCGCCGUCAGUAUCACUGGGCAAGGUCAACAGCCACAGCAGAACGUCUCUCAGGCGAACGCAAUAUUCUUCGUGAUCUACAACCUGUUGGGUGGUGUCGUUAUCCUGACGCUUUUCAUAAGUAUCAUCAUUGGGAACUUCACUGCGAAAACUGGCAGCGCACUUUUGACUCAGCCACAGAGGGAAUGGAUCGAUCUUCAGAAGUUGAUAAAGCGACAGCGCCCUUCGAAGAGACCAAAGCGCAGGCCUACAUGGCCUAUUCGGGCAUGGUGCUAUGACCGCGCUUCCCAUAAGCAUGGUUGGUGGUAUCGGACUAUGACAGGGCUUUUCGUCAUUCAUGUGAUCGCUCUGAUGACACAGACAUUCUCGGCGCAGCCUAUAUUUGACGAAGUUCGCAAUGAUUUCUUUAUCCUUGUGACGGUGAUAUACCUACUUGAUAUCUUGGUGCGGUUCUAUGGGCUGGGCUGGAGCAGCUACAGCGCAAAUGGAUGGAACAUUUUUGACAUCAUCGUUGCUAUGGGCAGUCUGAUUACAACCCUGCUAGUCAGGACUGAUGCUGGUGCCUUCGCUAUUGAGCAACUCCAGAAGCUCUUCAUCACGAGCAUCGCAUUCAAGUUGGUGCAAAGGACCAACAGCUUAAACAAGCUUUUCAAAACUGCCGUGGCAAGCCUGCCUACCAUUCUCAGUCUUCUCAGUCUUUGGGUUAUUCUCUUCCUUUUCUUCGCCAUUCUCUACCUGGAGGUUUUCAGCAUGACUAAAUGGAACACCGGAGAAAAUCGACAUCAAAAUUAUUCCACAUUAUCAAAUGCCUUGAUAAUGCUAGCUUUCAUGACUACUGGGGAAGGUUGGAAUCAAUAUAUGCAUGACUAUGCUAUUGUGUAUCCCAGGUGUACUAACUCCUUUGGCCUCCUCGCCGAUUCGGACUGCGGUAGUGUUGGCUGGGCUUUCACCCUAUUCAUUGCAUGGAACAUUCUCAGCAUGUAUAUCUUCGCAAAUUUGUUCAUUGGUGUGGUUGUUGAGAGUUUCUACUACGUCUUCCAAAUGACUGGUGGCGCAAAGUCGAUCACUCGUGAAGAGAUCCGAUCUUUCAAAAAGGUAUGGGCCGAAUUCGCAAAUCCUAAAACGGGAUACUUGGAACGCAGCAACUUUGUGCGAUUCUUCGGCAGAUUGACUGGGAUUUUCGAAGUUCGGAUAUAUCCUGCGGAGUUCAGCAUCCCAAGACUCAUUGCAAGGGCCAAGGUCGAUCCUCAGAAAGAGGUCCCAUGGCAAUCUCGAGUUGUUGAUGAAUUCGACCUUGACAUCCUCAACGCUGAUCUCAACAACAUAGAUCGUGCGACUAUCAAGAGGAGAAAGGAGCUAUACAAUAGACUAUACCAUGAAGCUCGAAUCUCGCACGAGCCGGGCAAAGGGAUAUCAUUCACUAACAUGCUCCUCCUGCUUGCUCACCACAAGCUCAUUGUGGAUCGGGAGGCCCUCGUGUUGAAAGAUCUUGUCGUGAGAACAGAAACUAUCAAACUAGUCACUGAUUUGGUCGACUUCGAUCGAGUCCAAUCGUUGCUGCUCAUGAUAUCUCAUCGUCGCCGAUAUCUUGCUUUGAAGGAGGAGAGAAGAGUACAGAAAAUGCUCCGACAAGACAUUCCCGCCAUCGUGGUGGAUGAUACACCGUCCACACCCCCUUCAAUAACAACUCGAGACAUCACCUCUCCCAGGCACGAUAUGGCGCUCGACGUGGAUUCUCCAUCACCUCGGUCUCGCCUGCACUCUCCAGAAGUAUCUUUCACCUUAGAUUCUCAUGCUGGCUCCGGCCUGCAUAGAAGUCGCAGACAUAGUGAUGUCAGCAUGUUGUCCACUGACAUCGGCUUCAAGUCUUCAUUUGACAGUUCCAGAGAUUCACGGAUAGAGGAGGAUCCCGAAAAUGUAUUAUCAUCAAUUCAAAACUCCAUGUGGCGAGAUAUGAUGCUAGAGGCAGAAGAGGAAGAGAAAAUUACUUACCGUGGGACUUUAGGCCGCUAUAUCGUAGCAUAGACUUACAUGCAUCAUUACAUCUUUGCAAUAGUACUGUAAAGUACCAAUGUUCUCAACAUAAUAACUUAUUCUGAGGACU